AUGAAGCCCUUCUUCUUCCUCCUCCUGGAGUGGCAGCCCUGGCGUGGCUCUCUACCCAAAGGAUCCGUUUCAAUUUACAAUCAUUACACAUAUCGCUAUGAUUACGUCUGCAAAUACAGGUGUGAAGCUGGCUUCUACAACCCCCAAAUGGGUCCUUACUGCCGCUUCCCCUUUGCAACACGAGUGUACCGUUGUGCUACGUUUGAGGUCCUGGUGAACAGGGAUAACUUUGAGUUUCUACAGUGGAAGUCGGGUUCCUAUGGUUCAGUGCCCCAGAAUUCAAUAGGGACCUGCUCCGGAGGCGACAAAUACGUCGGCAUGAACAAGUAUGGGCUCGGAAAGGUGCAUACUACGCACGGGGCAUUCUACCUUCCCUGGAAAGGUAAAGAGUAUUGGUACAGAAGUUGGUACCAGGUCCUGACCAUCAAUAAGGGUGUGAUGAGUGAGGUCAUUUCUGAUGUCAAGUACAAAACUGAUAAAAUGAAAAUCUUCCAUUAUCCUCCAGAGACCAUGCGCAUCUCUACCAUCACCAACCAUGCAUGCAGUUCAGUAGUGAAAACAGUUAUGCUCUCAAAGACAGAUAUGGUGGAGCAUCGGUGGGACACAGGUUUUGCCCUCACAUUGGGCGUCACAAGCUCCUUCACCACUGAAAUACCCAUUAUUGGUUUUGAAACGUCAAUUUCAUUUAGUGUUGAGACAACAUUAGAUUUCUCACAAGGAACAUCCAUAACAGAGGAAAACUCCCACUCUGUUUCUGUGCAGUUCAAUGUUCCAUCUAACCAUGUCUGCAGAGCCCGUAUGGUGGGAUAUAAGAACAAGGCAGACAUCCCCUUUACAGCCCGACUUACACGCACCAACCACAAUGGGAAGACCCACUCGACAACCAUAACUGGGACGUACUAUGGUGUCCAGAUUGGAGAAGUCCAUGCCAUGGUGGAUCGCUGUAGACCUGUACCAGAUGCCAGCCCUUGCCGCUGAAAGACUAACCAUGGGCAUCCUGGUAGCCAAGUGCAGUGGAUCCCCAUGUAGGUGUUACAUCUCAAGAAAAUCAGAGCUGAAUAUCAAGAGGAACUAGAAAGAAAACCCAUUUCCCCAGCAAAAUUUCUUCUAAUUUUU
Messenger RNA from Thunnus maccoyii (southern bluefin tuna), 1116 nucleotides. Its product is annotated as natterin-3-like. The record is from RefSeq and is a predicted model, not a curated record. The transcript is spliced from 2 exons. The coding region runs from base 1 to 978 and encodes 325 amino acids. Lineage: Eukaryota; Metazoa; Chordata; Actinopteri; Scombriformes; Scombridae.